UUUUUAUAGCUUCUUUGUACUCUGCUUGUUUAAUUUUAAAGAGUUACAAACCCAUAGGAAUUGGCCUGCUACAACAUCUUUCAGACUUGAUUCUUUUGCUACUUCCUGUCUUAUUCUUUUUCUGAACAGAGAGUAAUCUUGCCAGAUCUGUGUUUUAGAAGGAUACAACUGGGAGCAGCAUAGAGGAUGGAUUGGAAUGGGGAGAGAAUGGAGAUAGGGACAUCAAGAAGGAGAGACAUGCAAUCCAGAAAAGGACAGAGGCACCUAGAUACCUGGGUUUGGAACAAGUUCCACAAUUUUCUCUGUGAACUUAAGCAAGUUAUCAACCUGCCUAAACCUCAGUUUGUCUGUCAUAUGAAGUUAAUACCCAUCUGGCAAGGCAUUUUAAAAAUAUUUAAUCAUUCAUGAGUUGAGCCUCAUUCUUGAGUUAUGGAUGACAAAGCCUCUGUUGGAAAAAUCAGUGUCUCCUCAGACUCAGUAUCUACUCUUAAUAGUGAAGAUUUUGUCUUGGUUUCCAGGCAAGGAGAUGAGACACCAUCUACAAAUAAUGGAAGUGAUGACGAGAAAACAGGACUCAAGAUUGUAGGGAAUGGAAGUGAACAGCAGCUGCAAAAAGAGCUAGCAGAUGUGCUGAUGGAUCCUCCAGUGGACGACCAGCCAGGGGACAAGGAGCUUGUGAAAAGGUCACAACUGGAUGGUGAAGGAGAUGGGCCGCUUUCUAGUCAGCUCUCAGCUUCAUCUACCAUUAACCCUGUGCCAUUAGUAGGGCUCCAAAAACCAGAGAUGAGCCUGCCAGUGAAACCUGGACAAGGAGAUUCUGAAGUGUUAAGUCCUUUCACACCAGUAGCAGAUGAGGACAGCGUAGUUUUCAGUAAACUAACUUAUUUAGGCUGUGCCUCAGUAAAUGCUCCCCGGAGUGAAGUGGAAGCCUUAAGGAUGAUGUCCAUCUUAAGAAGCCAGUGUCAGAUUUCACUAGAUGUAACCCUCUCAGUGCCGAAUGUAUCUGAAGGAAUCGUGAGACUCUUAGAUCCUCAGACAAACACUGAAAUAGCAAACUACCCUAUCUACAAAAUUCUCUUCUGUGUCAGAGGGCAUGAUGGAACUCCUGAAAGCGACUGUUUUGCUUUCACUGAAAGUCAUUACAAUGCAGAGCUCUUCAGAAUACAUGUCUUCCGGUGUGAAAUACAAGAAGCUGUAAGCCGGAUACUUUACAGUUUUGCCACUGCCUUCCGCCGUUCUGCAAAGCAGACCCCACUGUCAGCCACUGCUGCACCCCAGACUCCUGACAGUGACAUCUUUACCUUCUCUGUGUCUUUAGAAAUAAAAGAAGAUGAUGGUAAAGGUUACUUUAGUGCAGUUCCCAAAGAUAAGGAUAGACAAUGCUUUAAACUACGCCAAGGAAUUGAUAAGAAGAUUGUCAUCUAUGUGCAACAAACAACUAAUAAAGAACUUGCCAUUGAAAGGUGUUUUGGUCUUCUCCUUAGUCCAGGAAAAGAUGUACGAAAUAGUGACAUGCACUUGUUAGAUUUGGAAUCUAUGGGCAAAAGUUCAGAUGGAAAGUCCUAUGUUAUUACUGGGAGCUGGAAUCCAAAAUCCCCACAUUUUCAAGUCGUAAAUGAAGAAACUCCUAAAGAUAAAGUGCUGUUCAUGACCACAGCUGUUGAUUUGGUAAUAACAGAAGUGCAGGAGCCUGUUCGAUUUCUCCUAGAGACAAAAGUCCGUGUUUGCUCACCUAAUGAAAGAUUAUUCUGGCCCUUCAGCAAACGUAGUACUACUGAAAAUUUCUUUUUGAAACUAAAGCAGAUAAAGCAAAAGGAGAGAAAGAGUAAUACUGACACUUUAUAUGAAGUUGUAUGCUUGGAAAGUGAAUCAGAAAGAGAAAGGAGGAAAACUACAGCCAGUCCUUCAGUUCGCCUGCCACAGUCUGGAUCUCAGAGUUCAAUGAUACCUUCUCCUCCAGAAGAUGAUGAAGAAGAAGAUAACGAUGAACCUCUCUUGAGUGGAUUUGGUGAUGUAUCCAAAGAAUGUGCAGAAAAAAUUCUUGAAACAUGGGGAGAACUGCUGUCAAAAUGGCAUCUCAACUUGAGUGUGAGACCAAAACAGUUGUCAUCUUUAGUGAGAAACGGUGUCCCUGAAGCUCUUCGAGGAGAAGUCUGGCAAUUGUUAGCAGGCUGUCACAACAAUGACCACUUGGUAGAAAAAUACCGCAUUCUCAUCACAAAGGAGUCUCCCCAGGACAGUGCUAUUACCCGGGAUAUUAACAGGACAUUCCCAGCCCAUGACUACUUUAAGGACACAGGAGGAGAUGGACAAGAUUCUUUAUAUAAAAUAUGCAAGGCUUAUUCCGUGUAUGAUGAAGAGAUUGGCUAUUGCCAGGGCCAGUCAUUUCUUGCUGCUGUGCUGCUUCUCCAUAUGCCUGAAGAACAGGCAUUCAGUGUUCUGGUCAAGAUCAUGUUUGACUAUGGCCUCAGGGAACUUUUCAAGCAAAACUUUGAAGAUUUGCAUUGCAAAUUUUACCAGUUGGAGCGCCUCAUGCAGGAAUACAUUCCUGACCUGUACAACCACUUCCUGGAUAUAAGCCUUGAAGCACACAUGUAUGCCUCCCAGUGGUUUCUUACGCUUUUCACUGCAAAAUUCCCUCUCUACAUGGUCUUUCAUAUCAUCGACCUGCUUUUAUGUGAGGGAAUAAGUGUUAUUUUUAAUGUCGCCCUUGGAUUAUUAAAGACUUCCAAGGAUGACCUGCUGUUGACAGACUUUGAAGGUGCCUUGAAGUUCUUCAGGGUUCAGCUUCCUAAGAGAUACCGCUCGGAAGAAAAUGCAAAAAAACUAAUGGAAUUAGCUUGCAACAUGAAGAUUAGUCAGAAGAAGUUGAAAAAAUAUGAAAAAGAAUAUCACACCAUGAGAGAACAGCAGGCCCAACAAGAAGACCCCAUCGAGCGAUUUGAGCGGGAGAAUAGGCGUCUACAAGAAGCUAACAUGAGGUUGGAACAGGAAAAUGAUGACUUAGCUCAUGAGCUGGUGACGAGCAAGAUUGCACUGAGGAAGGACCUGGAUAAUGCUGAGGAAAAGGCAGAUGCACUGAACAAGGAGCUGCUGAUGACCAAACAGAAGUUGAUUGAUGCAGAAGAAGAGAAAAGAAGAUUAGAAGACGAAUCUGCUCAGUUAAAAGAAAUGUGCCGCCGGGAACUUGACAAGGCAGAAUCUGAGAUUAAAAAAAAUAGUUCCAUCAUCGGUGACUACAAGCAGAUUUGUUCUCAGUUGAGUGAAAGAUUGGAGAAGCAGCAGACAGCUAAUAAAGUGGAAAUUGAGAAAAUUCGGCAAAAAGUGGAUGACUGUGAGCGCUGCCGGGAAUUUUUCAACAAAGAAGGGCGUGUAAAGGGCAUCAGCUCAACCAAGGAGGUUUUAGAUGAGGACACAGACGAAGAGAAGGAGACACUCAAGAACCAGCUGAGGGAGAUGGAACUAGAACUGGCACAAACCAAGCUCCAGUUGGUGGAAGCCGAGUGUAAGAUACAGGACUUGGAGCACCAUUUAGGCCUUGCCCUCAGCGAGGUUCAGGCAGCGAAGAAGACAUGGUUCAACCGAACGCUGAGCUCCAUAAAGACAGCAACUGGGGUUCAAGGGAAAGAGACUUGCUGAGAGCCGCUGCUGCCUCCAGACACCGAACACGACACCUUUUGUUGCCUUCUUUGGCCAGAUGUGUGAUUCUGUGACAUGUCCCAGGACCAGAAUGUACCUAAGUCAGAUCUGUAGACACAUGUUGGUAGGUCAUUGGACCAGAGCUCAUGAAGCAGGCAGCCUCUGGGGUAAGACUACUGAUACUAACAGGCCUGCUAGCUCAGCAGAUGCUCUAGACACAAUCUAGAAACCACUCCCUCAGUGUGGCCUCCCAGGCCCCUUCCCGGUGUAGGUCAACACCUCACUCAGCCUAAAGGCUGAGUUUACACGAUCAGUUUGGGGAUCUUUCAGUCUGUUGAUUUUUUUUCCCUAAACCUUUCAUUUUUUUUUUUAAAUAUACAUAUAUAUAUAUAUGGGGGAGGGAAGGAGGGGAUCAGAAACUCAAAUAAUUCUUACUCUGCUUCAGUGCCAGCAGAAGGUCCCCCAGGUAGACAUGGAGAAGCACUUUGUUUUAAAUAGGAAGGUUUCAUAUUUGUAGUUGAAGCUACUUCAUUUUGUUAAACUAUAUAAUGCACAGGUUUUUGGUUUGGCAUUAUUCAUGUUUCUGAUCAAUUCUAUGCAACUCUCAUGGUUCCUGUUGUUUUUAGCAUUAGCUGCCAAGAUGACUUCACAAGGCUGGGGUGGGUGACUUGACUGACUGUGAGACUGGAUUAAUCAUAACGUGGACAGACCUUAUUUUGCUUAAUGUGUCAUGUGUGUGUGUAUAUAUAUAUAUAAAUAUCUUUCCCAGUAUACCCAGUUGACAGUGUUUAAAUCGCAGACUAGAACUGCUGAUCUGCACAGUUUAAUGAUGUGGUUAUUUGGGCACUUAACUUCACUCAAGGUUUGCCGGGCUCUGCUCUCCCCCUGCCGUUACAGGAGCUGUGAAGAGCCCCCUCACUUCAUGGUUCCUAGUGUGUUUGCACAACAGGUUGUCCGAGUGAGAAAGGCCGAGCUGUAUGUUUGCAUCCUGCAUGUGCCUCGAGGUGUCCGUCCUCCUGGCCUGGUCCCUCCCAGACUGGCUGGGCCUCAGGCCCUCCCCAGAGUAUGGCUGGGUGCAGACCUAACAGUUCAGCUGGGCUACAAGUUCUCACUUCAAAGCUAUGGAAGGGAGGUUUUAGCUCCUUUAAAAAAAGAAAAAAAACCUUUGACUUAAUUUAUAUGGUGAUAUGCUGACAGGCUAACUCGCCGAUGGUUUGUCUUCUCUUCGUUCAGUGUGGAGGUGGCUGGUUACAAGAGACACUGGUUUGUACAUAAAGACACUUGGGUUGUUCUGUAGCUCUUUUUCUUGUUGGCUGUACUAAUGCUUGCUGAGGUCAUCUGUGACACAGGAGGUAAAAAGUGGCAACCCCUCCCCCACACCAUCCCCUCCGCUGCUUUCUGUCUUGUUCAGUUACCAAAACAGCUGUAAGCCCAUCUAAUGCUAGGCACGUGGACAUUGUGCUAGGGUAGUUUCAGUGUGUCAACUUUAUGAAUUGAAAUAUAAACCAGUAAAAUUGUAUUACUAUUUCUUUUGUUGGUUUUAUUUUAACAGCAUAUUCAUUAAAUAUUUUGGUACAAACAGAA
This is a messenger RNA of Lemur catta (Ring-tailed lemur), 5223 nucleotides long. It is a transcript of the gene RABGAP1, whose product is annotated as RAB GTPase activating protein 1. The record is from RefSeq and is a predicted model, not a curated record. Lineage: Eukaryota; Metazoa; Chordata; Mammalia; Primates; Lemuridae. The transcript has 26 exons. The coding region runs from base 430 to 3639 and encodes 1069 amino acids.